CCUCUGUUUGACUUCACACAAAAGCAGAGGAAGAGAGCAGAGACCAGAGAGUGAAGCACGGGCACACUCAAACCGAGAAUGUCGACCCAAGAGGAACAAGUUCCCGCCGGCGAGCCCUCAUCGGAACCGCGCCGGAGAAAGAAACGGAGCGGCGACCCCGCCGCCGUUCCAGAAGGAGACAGGCCGUACAAGAGAAUCCACAUCCCGGAAUUCUGCCUCCCAGCAAUUGCCUACCUCAAGCGCGAUCUAGGCUUCGUAAACGAUCUCCAGAUCAUCCCUUGGCUCCUCGAACAGAUCCGGUUCCCGCCAUGCGAAACUCCGGCCUCCGGGAAUUUCGUUCCCAGGCCCAUGUCCCCGCCAGGCGGCGGGGGUUCGUCGGCUGGGCAGCGGCUUUCGGUGAGAGUGACAGUAGUUCAAGCUUCCACAGUGGUUUUCGAUACCCCAUCUACUUUAGUUAAGGCGGAGCAACUGAUCAACCUUGCUGCUAGUAAAGGAUCGCAAUUGAUUGUGUUUCCAGAAGCAUUUGUCGGUGGGUAUCCGCGGUUCUUGUUCUCCGAUGACUCCGGUACGAAGGAGGUGCCGUUCGGCGAUGAUGAUCGGCUCAAGUAUCGCGCCUCGGCCGUUGAUUUGUCAGGUAAGGAGACCCAUCUUCAUUUCCCCUGUUUUGGCUUUAGAAUUGAAGUCUUGUUUAAUGUCGGGUAGGUGGACCAACUCGAAUCAAAUGUACAAUUUGAUCCGGUUUUGCUUAAAAAUCAGACUGGAUCGAAUUAAUUCGAAUGAAUAGGUUAGCAGCGAUUAUGAUUCUCAUAACCGGCUCAAUGUAUAAUUUGGUGCCAUCUAUGCACAGGUUAGGAAAAUUAUGAAUGUUGUUUAGGUCCGGUCACAACGCUUACAAACUUACGCUCAAUCUAUGCAAUUGAUAGCUGGUACAUUGGUUCGGGUCAUCACAUCCUGUAAGCAGGCCAGGUCAUUGAUUACGAGUCACUCGGUUCGAAUCAUAUUCAUAGGCAUGCAGGUCCUGAAGUUGAGAGGCUGUCACAAAUGGCUGCAAAAUACCAGGUCAAUAUGGUAAUGGGGGUGGUGGAGAGAAGUGGAACAAAUCUCUACAGCACAGUAAUCUUUUGGGAUUCACAAGGCAAGCUUCAAGGCAGCCACAGAAAAUCGACCAUACUGCACUCAGAAUCUCCCCUUUGGUCUCCCGGAGAAACCCCAUCAACAUCAGCAUCAGCAUCAUCAUCCCUUGUUCUCCCGCUCUAUGCCACAUCAUCAGCUGGCAGAAUCGGUGGCCUAAUCUCAUCCGACAACAGGCUGCCACUGUUGAGAAGCAUGCUCUACGAGAGAGGUAUCCAAAUCUACUGCGCUCCCACGGCAGAUGCCACCAAGGUAUGGAAGGCCUCCAUGACCCACAUUGCAGUCGAAGGCAGUUGCUUCGUGCUCUCUGCCAACCAGUUCUGUCGACAAAGUGAUUAUCACCGAUACUGUGUAGAGGAGGAGGAGGAGGAGAAAGAUGAUGCUGUGGUGUCACCUGGGGGUAGCGUCAUUGUUUCGCCACGUGGAGAAAUCAUGGAGGGCCCUCGUUACCAUGGGGAAUAUGUUCUCUCCACUGAUCUUGAUUUCGGGGAGAUUGAUCGUGCCAAGGCGGAAUUCGGUAGAGUAGGAUCGGUAUGGGGCCGAACCAUGCUGGUUGGAUGACUAAAGCAACAGCUAACAGGGACUCCCUGCAGUCUAAAUGAAGGGUAGUAAGUUCAAGAAAAAGGACUUGGAAAGUGGAAUGUGGAGAAGAACCUUUAGGUGUAGCUAAAAGGCUGCUUGUACAUAGUUUUGUGGGCAGCCACUUUUGGGCCAAAUCAUGGAAAAUAUAGCAUUCUGCUUCAGAAGUUCACUGUGCAUGUUACCAAGCAAUCUAUGGUACAUAGAAAUUCAGGUUUGAAUCCUUCCUUCCUUACCUAGACUGUUUGCUCGCACAUGAAUGGUGGAAGAAUUAGAUUAGGGUUUGAAAUAGGACUUGGUUUGUGCUUAAAUUGGUCUCCGUUCCCUUGAGGGAUCAUCCAAUCCUAUAUGGCACUAGUUCGUUCCGAGUUUACGUGUUAAACAAGCUUGCAACUCCAUGUACAAACUCGAAUAAACUCUUUCCGACUUGCAACACCAACUCUCAACACAUGACCAAAUAC
Linum tenue is the source of this 2171-nucleotide messenger RNA. The record is from the annotation of a GenBank genome assembly. Lineage: Eukaryota; Viridiplantae; Streptophyta; Magnoliopsida; Malpighiales; Linaceae.